CGGCGGCCGGCACCCACACCGCCAGAGCCUGCAAGCUGGUGACUGCCGCUGCUGCGCGUCCUCGUCUUCCCGCGUCACUGCUGCCGCCAUGCCUGGAGGUCUCCUUCUUGGGGACGAGGCUCCCAACUUCGAGGCCAAUACUACCAUCGGCCGUAUCCGUUUCCACGACUAUCUGGGAGACUCAUGGGGCAUUCUCUUCUCGCACCCUCGGGAUUUCACCCCCGUGUGUACCACGGAGCUCGGCAGAGCCGCAAAGCUGGCACCCGAAUUUGCCAAGAAGAACGUGAAAAUGAUUGCCCUCUCAGUGGAUAGUGUUGAAGACCAUCUUGCCUGGAGCAAGGAUAUCAAUGCUUACAAUGGUCAGGAGCCCACAGAAAAAUUACCUUUCCCCAUCAUUGAUGAUAAGAAUCGGGACCUUGCCAUCCUGUUAGGCAUGCUGGACCCAGCAGAGAAGGAUGAAAAGGGCAUGCCUGUGACAGCUCGUGUGGUAUUUAUCUUUGGUCCUGAUAAGAAGCUGAAGCUGUCUAUCCUCUACCCAGCAACCACUGGCAGGAACUUUGAUGAGAUUCUCAGGGUAAUUACCUCUCUCCAGCUGACAGCGGAAAAGAGGGUUGCCACCCCUGUUGAUUGGAAGGAUGGCGAUAGCGUGAUGGUUCUUCCAACCAUCCCUGAAGAUGAAGCCAAAAAAAUUUUCCCUAAAGGAGUCUUCACCAAAGAGCUCCCGUCUGGCAAGAAGUACCUCCGUUACACGCCCCAGCCGUAGUCCCCCAAGGAGGUGGUUAGCACAGUGAGCCAGGGGACGCCAACUGCCAGUCAUGUUCUCCUGCACCUGUUCCAUAACAACAUCCUGGUGUGAUCACAGCCAAGGCCUUUAGGUUGCUAUACUACUGGCUUAUUAAACAAAAUGGCACUAAAAAUUUCUUGGGAUCCUUUCCUCUGUGCCUUCACCAGCAUUCUGUUCUGUUCCUGCACCGUAGCACUCUCUGCUGUCUCUGAAAUGUAGUCUGUAUGUGAGAUUCAAGUCUUGGAUGUCUACAGGAUGUGGGGUCGAUGAGGUAGUGUCAGUUGAUGGUGGAGAAAGUCUGUUCUGCUCCAUCAUAGAAUGACUGUCAGGUUUUCAGCUGUUCCAAUCAAAUCCAGAACUUGACGUUCAGAUUCCCCUGUAGAUACGAGUAUAUAACCCAAAAACCUGUACAGUAUCCAGAAAUUCUCCACUCUUCAGGGUUUUGAUCGCAGCGGGGGCAACAAACUUUUCAAUUCUAUACUUUUUCAGUAGAUAACUGAAGUGGGAUGAGCGGGGGAGGAAUCUUUAAAUAUUUUGCUAUAACGAAAAUUUUUCGAGAAAUUUCUAUUAAAAAAGAGAGGCUAUAGAAGAAGUUCCACUUGCCUGCCUGCCAGGGAGGUGGACCAGGAGGUGUGAGCGAUACGACAGUGCCAUGUGCCUUUCAUGCAAAGUAUUUCCAUAUGUCUGUCUGCUCUACACUGAUGGGCGCAAGAGCACACCUUGGGAAGAAAGGAGGAAAUGAUUGAAAAUGUUUUGUUAUAGAACUAUUCUUGCAGUGAGGGGGUGGGGCUGUUUUCUGAGUUUUGCUUUUUGGGGAUCAGCAAAUAAAUUCUUUGUUAAAACUGGAUCAGAGAAUUCUGUUGUCACGUUUUGAAGUACUAGUUUAGACUCCUGACCCAAAGGGCAGAGCUUUGCUCGCUAGGAUCGGCAUCAGUACUUUUCUCCAAAGGCAGAUACGUGAAAUUUCUUGUGACGAAAGUGGAGGAGCAGCUGACGAACAAGGAGAUUUCACCACAUCUCUUGGCCCACUUCGCUCCUUCCUGUUACUUCCCUGGGUCCUUGGGUUUGUGACCCCCCCCUGCUGUAAAGAGCUCUCCUAACAUAUUACUUUAAUUGGAUUUACAAGGCUUAAGAAUAUGAAUCUUGAGGAGAGUAGUACACCUGUGCGUUUCUGGAAAGAAUACUAACUACUGUGAACUCAUGGUCUCUCACACUUUUGUUAGGCUGUGCUGAUAAGUCCUGGGUUUAGAAAGAAGUGUCCCAUACCUAGUAUAGUCCCUUGCAUGUAGCCCUCCAUAUUUUUUUAUUGAGUAGAAUAAUGUAAAACAUGAUGCCUGGUGCCAUAUGGUAGACGAGUCAUUAAGUCUUUAGUUUCCUUGAAUUCUCCACAUGUAAAAUUUGAGUGACACCAAGAAGGUUGGGAAGGUAGUGAAAAUUUCAAGUUACCCAAUAUCCUGAGGAGUCCUGGUCUGAAAGACCCAAGAGGAAUGUGUCUUGCUCUUACCUCUUCGAGUCACAAUAUACUUUGCCCUUAAAGAACCAAUACCUGGACCUCUUAUAGGAUAUCUCCUAACUAGUCCUUGGAUCUUCCGUCUCCUGUCACCUUUCCAACUAUUCAGUUCUUGCUGCUCUCUUUUCUUCCCUUGGCUAUUUGAUGCCUCUUGUCCUUGUCUCUUGGAGUCUGGCUUCAACUUUCUUUCAUGGUGACAAUCCAGCAUCUAAAUCUCCGUUAAUUUUUCAGUUAUUCAACACUUGAGUGUUGAUCUUUAUUGACGGAUGGAACGUGUGCCAUUGGAUUUGCAAAUUCAAAAUCAAAUUCAUCAACUUCCCCCAAUAAAUGUAUUGCACCCCUCA
This is a messenger RNA of Lynx canadensis (Canada lynx), 2638 nucleotides long. It is a transcript of the gene PRDX6, whose product is annotated as peroxiredoxin 6. NCBI's taxonomy places the organism in Eukaryota, Metazoa, Chordata, Mammalia, Carnivora, Felidae. Gene Ontology annotation, molecular function: peroxiredoxin activity. The transcript is spliced from 5 exons. The coding region runs from base 89 to 763 and encodes 224 amino acids. The record is from RefSeq and is a predicted model, not a curated record. Gene Ontology annotation, cellular component: mitochondrion; cytosol. Gene Ontology annotation, biological process: cell redox homeostasis; cellular oxidant detoxification.